AUGGCGACCAGCGGGCAUGCUUCUUCAACUUCCGUCGUGGGAGUGACGGUCGCGUUUACUGUCGUUGCGUUUGUGGUGACUGUCUUGCGCCUCAUAACUCGAAUCUCGAUCGUUCGCAAAGUCGGCCUGGACGACCUCGUCAUCACAUUGGCGGUGUUAUUUUCGAUCGUUCUGACGGUCACCAUGGGCGAGCAAGGUAUGCCUUCCGCUCCCGCUCAAGAGUGUCCGGCAGUCUUCCAUGCUGACGUCCAUCACAGUCAAGUACGGCAUGGGUCGACACGAUGACACCAUUUCCACCGAGGACAACGUCAAGAAUCUCGUCUGGUUCUGGGCCUCCGUCUGGAUUUACUAUCCUGCGUUAUGCUUCACCAAGCUCUCCAUCCUGCUGCAAUAUCUCCGCAUAUUUCCCGAACGAAACGUUCGUAUCGCAUGCUAUGCGCUCAUGGGAUUGAUCGUCGCCUGGACGUUGUGGGCUUUCUUCAGUGCUCUUUUCGCCUGUCAACCAAUUCGAAGCUUCUGGGACAAGAGUGUUCCAGCGAGUUGUCUGAAUCGUCUGGCGGUUUGGUAAGUAGCUCUGGCAUCUCUCCCUGUCCAUCCCUAGCAACUGAUCAGAUGUGUUCCAGGUUUGCGAACGCAUCGUUCAACAUCUUGACCGACAUCAUGACCGCAUUACUCCCUCUGCCGGUUCUGAACUCACUCAACCUUCCGAAGCGCCAGAAGAUCAUACUGAUGGUCGUCUUCGGCCUCGGCGGAGUCACCUGUGUCAUCUCCAUUCUCCGCCUCUCUGCUCUCUACGCAAUCUCGAAAUCCUCAGACGUUUCCUGGGACAACCCUCUAGCAGCAAUCUGGAGCUCACUGGAAGUCAACGUGGGAAUUCUUUGCAGCUGUCUCCCGACACUCAAAGGCCUGGUGACGCGUUACUUCCCAACACUCUUCUCGAGCCGAAGUUGGAGCAGCAGAGCAGCAGGCAAACGCCACACCCAGGCAUUGGAGCUUCACGGCGGCGGCGGCGUCUCCCAUGCUAGCUGCACGGCCAACGAGCCUGAGGAAGAGGUCAGAGCACCAGGCGGACGGAUGGCAAGAUUGGGAAGAAAGCUAGGAGGCGGUGGACCGCAUCUCAAAGAGAUGAUGGAUAAGGAGAGAGAUGCCGAGAGCUCCGAGACGGAGCGCGCAAGCAAGGCUUCUGGUGGCCCUCGGUCACCGCCAGCGAUCAUAGUCACCAGAGUCGUGGAGCAGGCAGCAGAACGGGAUGAAGAGCUGGCAUCAGACGAGUCUGAAAGUCUGAGGGAGCUGGUGCCUGUUUCCACGGAGAGGAUGCCGCAUAGUCGAUUGUAA
Molecule: messenger RNA, 1335 nt
Organism: Lecanosticta acicola
Lineage: Eukaryota; Fungi; Ascomycota; Dothideomycetes; Mycosphaerellales; Mycosphaerellaceae
Source: the annotation of a GenBank genome assembly